Doryrhamphus excisus (bluestripe pipefish) is the source of this 1828-nucleotide messenger RNA. The record is from RefSeq and is a predicted model, not a curated record. NCBI's taxonomy places the organism in Eukaryota, Metazoa, Chordata, Actinopteri, Syngnathiformes, Syngnathidae.
CUAACACUAAGCAGCUAACCACAUAGCUAGCGGUCAGUCUGAGCGUGUAAUAGGACGAAAAACAAGUAAAUGAACCCCUGAAGAGCUUAACGAUAACAACAUAAUUCCAGACAUAUUUAUAUUUAAACAUAAAAACAUUUUCUUUACCAGACGUUGGCGUUUGAACUGUAGCUAGCAGGGUUGCUAGCAAACAGACGACUGGGUUGAACGCAAGGGCUCUGAUUGAUCAGUUUGUGUCACGUGAUUUUGGUGUGGCUUUUCAUUGGUAGGACCGCUGCCAGUGUAUUUUUAGUGUACUUAGUGUAUACUGUUCAAACAAUCUUAUUAACAUUAUUCUGCAACUAUAUAACGGAGCAUUUUCUAUUGGGAAACUGAAGGUCACAUGAUUUUGAUUCGUUAUUUUCAUUGGCUAGAAGGCUUUAUUUGUAUGUUACAUGUAAUAUAUAAUGUAUUUAAAAUAAUUUCUCACCUGCUGCACCAAAAAUAUACUUUCUGGCAGCAGUAAUAAAUUCUAAAUUAACGCAGGACACAUGAAGAACAUAAAAUACAGUGAUACAAAAAGAUUAAAUUGAAUAAUUAAAUAAUAAAAUUCGAAAUUAACUUUUUCCCAGUGGUUGUCUUGCAGGCUUUCCUACCGUCUCAAAAUAUAAGCAUCAGUUUUCCUUAAGCUGUUUUGCCUUUUCCCAAAAGACAACCCUCAUGUUGUGCUGUGAAAUAAUGAGAGUCAUGCGGAGGCACUAUUUGCAACAGGGGCCUUGGGGGAAAACAUCUGUCUUUUUCACCAGGGAGCGUCUGCUUUGACACUCAGCAUUGUCGCCCACCAGCCCUGAGAAGACGGAAUACUGUGUCUUCUAGUUCUGCCAAACUAACAAUAAGGCCUCUCUGUCACCAUGACAACCACCCCCAAAACAUCUUCAGUGAUGAUCAGCGUUGCGGCAUGUCUACUUGUGGUUUCCAUGAGUCCCGGUCCACUGUCAGCUCAUUUCGGCACGACCCCCAACAUCAAGCACAUCGUGGUGGGACGCUGUUUCAGUUACAUCACACUCGUCAACCCCGGCGUUAGGUAUGACUGUGAGGAGAUCUGGCGACAGUUUGAGGAGGCGGUGGUGCAGCAGGCGUCCUGCGGCGUUGCCGUGGAGGACUACCGACACAUGUUCCAAGCCAUACCGCAAACUUGGGCCUGCGACCGGUUCCUUUUCUGGAGUAAGACCAGAACACUCAUACACGACUAUGCAGCGGUGAUGCGGCGGUUUUGGACACUGGAGGACACGCUGGUUGGUUACAUGUUCAACGAUCUCAUUUGGUGUGGUCAACAGGAAGAAUGGGAUUUCGAUUUUGGCUCCUGUCCUCAGUGGUCGGCGUGUAUAGAUCAUCCCGUGUACUCUCUUUGGAGGCAAGCUUCAAAAAAUUUUGCAGAAAUGGCUUGUGGGAACAUCACCGUCUUACUCAAUGGAUCCAUUGAGAACGCCUUCAACAGGAACAGCAUGUUUGGAAGUGUGGAGUUGGAUGGUCUGAAUCCACACAGGGUCAACUAUGUCAACAUCAAGGUGGUGGCCAACCUGGACGGACCAUUUAUAGAAUCCUGUGAUCGAGGUUCCAUUGUGGACCUGAUCCACAUACUCCGCUUCAGAGGUUUUCGCUGGACCUGCUCGGACAACGACCAGAUCCUGAUGAUCCUGCAGUGCGUCCAGAACCCGGAACACUCAUCCUGCAGGAUGUGCGCGGAUAGCCUGUCACACAGAAAUACGACAUUCCGAUGAGUUUUUUUGUUAUCCAAACUCACCCGUGCUUGGUUAGUUUCCAAGAUUACGCAAAAACUACUUCACCA